Messenger RNA from Podarcis raffonei (Aeolian wall lizard), 6016 nucleotides. It is a transcript of the gene SYNPO2L, whose product is annotated as synaptopodin 2 like. Gene Ontology annotation, cellular component: Z disc; actin cytoskeleton; nucleus. NCBI's taxonomy places the organism in Eukaryota, Metazoa, Chordata, Lepidosauria, Squamata, Lacertidae. Gene Ontology annotation, molecular function: actin binding. Gene Ontology annotation, biological process: positive regulation of actin filament bundle assembly. Bases 591 to 3854 code for a protein of 1087 amino acids. The record is from RefSeq and is a predicted model, not a curated record. The transcript has 4 exons.
UUCAUUGGAUGGUAUUCAUUGCUUUGCAUGAAAGAAAUGAAGGUUGCUUUGGCUAAGGUGGCAUAAACAUCUGAAUGGUUUUGUGUGCAUGUUGAAAAACACAAAGGGCAGCCUUCAGGAGCUUUGGAAAUACCAAGUUUUAUUGCAAAGCUUAAAUCAAAUCCUUCCCAGCUGGAAAAGUGUGAGACAAAGCUCUGGAAAGAGACAGGAGGAGAGCUAUUUUCAGCCAUGCUUUAGUGAAACAUCCAGAGUCUAUUGCGGGCCAGGAGGUGGGGGGAGCACAGAGGGUGAGAUUGACAAGAUGCAUGUGCAAAAUGACUCUGGCCUCUUACCAAAAGUGGAGUCAAAACGGCUGGUGAUAGUCUGCUCAGCAGCUGGAGAUCUAGAAGGGUAUGGAGCAUUGGUCUUGCAGGACUAACCUCUAAGGAGGAGGGGGGAAAGGAAGUAGUGGGCUUUAGGACGGACUUGAGAAGGUUGAUGCUCCUUGCCGCAAUGGAAGAGGAAAGCACCAUACCUUAAGAGUAAAAAAAGGUUUAUUUUUAUUUUCGAAAAGGACAUUGUCGCCAAAGGAAAAAGACUGUGCUGAAAGCAUGGGAGCUGAAGAAGAAGAGGUCGUUGUCACUCUCUCUGGAGGGGCACCCUGGGGCUUCCGUUUGCAGGGGGGCUCUGAACAGAAAAGACCCCUUCAAGUGUCAAAGAUCCGUAAAAGAAGCAAAGCAUGCCGUGGGGGCUUAUGGGAAAAUGAUGAACUGGUAACCAUCAAUGGGAAAUCAUGUGCUGGCCUCUCACAUGCCAGUGCCAUGCAGAUCAUCGACUCCUCAAAUGGCAUCCUCAACAUUGUUGUUAAAAGGGUGCUUAGUGGGAACCCAUCCGUUGAGGGGCUCCUGCGUUCCCCUUCCCCCAGGCAGCUGCAAGUGCCCUCUCCAACUUCACCGCUCAGCCGGGCCUCCCAGUUGCGCAGUCCUGAACCGGCCGUUCCCCCUGCUGCCCUGGAACCUGAGCAGCAGCCCCGACGGCAGCAGCCCCUGGAGAACAUAACCUCACCCCCUGAUAGCGAAGCGUACUAUGCCGAGACCGACAGCGACGCUGACAACAUUGCCCAGGAAAAGCACCGGAGAGCUCGCAAGAAGAGCCCCCGUUCUCCCCCAGGGGGAGCAAACAAUAAAGCAGGCGAGCCGCAGGACGAAGUGUCCCUUUCCGAGCUGAGCGGGUAUGACAGCACCCCCGAGGCAACAGCGCAAGCUGCAGAACGUGGAGAAAACCUCAGCGGCGUGGCCAAGAGGGAGAUAGUGUGCCAGCCAGGAAGCCGCACUGACACCCCCUUCUCAGAGAGUGAAGCUUUGCUACUGCAGCCACCCUUACCUGAAGACAGAGAGCCUUCCCCAGAAGCUAUGCUCCUCCCACAUGCAACUAAGAACAUUCGAGCAGAGCGGCACCUCAUCCCCAUGAUAGGGCCUGUGGAGCACCCCGUCGAUGAAGACCUGACCACCACCUAUGCAGAGAAAGCCAAACAAGCCAAGCUUCAUCGCAGUGAGAGUAUGCAGGAAAAGAAUGUGAAAGAAGCCAAAACCAAAUGCCGAACCAUAGCAUCCCUGCUGACAGAUGCGCCCAACCCCCAUUCCAAGGGUGUCCUGAUGUUCAAAAAGCGCCGCCAGAGGGCAAAGAAGUACACCUUGGUCAGCUUUGGAAGUGUUGAUGAAGACCGCUGCUAUGACGAAGAGGACGGCGUCUUCCCAACCAGCGAAUCCGAGUUUGACGAGGAAGGCUUCUCUGAUGCCCGGAGCCUAACAAACCACUCAGACUGGGACAAUACUUACCUUGACAUUGAGAAGCCCAAGGGGCCUCCUGCCCACGAGCAGGAUCAGGCUCAACAAGGCCUCAGUGGAGUAUCAGGCAGGGGGGCGCAGUUGUUUGAGCAGCAAAGGCAGAAGGCUGGUGAACAUACUGUGGAGAGAGUCCCUACUCAUGAGCCAGAAGAACAGCCCCCACCUCCACCUGUCCUUCAAGUGCAUAACGUGUUACACAAUGAAGCCCCCACUCCACAGAAGGCAGAAAGGGCCCCUCUGAGUGUCCAAUUAGAAGCUGUACAGGUCUCUAGCCAGCUGCCAUCACCAAGUCCUGCUCAACUCCAGUCUCCAUCAGGCAUCUUCGGAGGAGGAGGUGUGGGCUCCCCGAACUCGCCAAGUGCCACCAGCAUCUUCAACAGAUCCGCCCGACCUUUCACUCCAGGUUUUCCCGGGCAACGUCCUAUGACUUCCUCUGUCGUGUUCAGACCAUCUGCACCAAGGAAAGGCAGUGAGAGUUUUGGUGGACAGAGAACAGCGGCGCCUCCUUUCUCCCCUGUCACUCCAGGGACCACUCAGCUUCCUGCCGCUCCCAUGGCAGUGCAGCCUAGUGGCCCAGCAAGUGCCUCUGUGUCUCUGUAUAUCCCAACCCCUCCAUCGUUGGUGCAACUCUCAGGGCCUGGAAAUUCUGCGGAGGCCAAGCCACCUUCCAACACACCCCGAACCUCCACAGCUUCCAUAUACCUAUCAGCACCUUCUAAGCCAGCUGCAGAGGCUGUCGCUGCUACACCCCCGCCAUUGCUGCCUUCCCAAGGCCAAGAGACGGCUUCUUCGACUUUGUACAUCAGCCCCGUCCAACAGCAGCCCCUCUCCCAGCCCUUCACUGCUGUAGCGCCGGCCAUCUCACGGCCUGCUUCUGAGCCCUUUGCCUCCAGGGAACAGAGAGUUGCAGUUCCAGCUCCCAGAACGGGUAUCUUGCAGGAAGCUCGCCGGCGGAGCAGCAAGAAGCCCAUGUUCAAGACUGCGGAGGAGAAGAAGAAGAAUUCCCCCAACCCCGAGUUGCUGUCUCUAGUGCAGAACCUGGACGAAAAGCCCAAAGGAGACCACCACGGAGCAGGCUUUGAGUCUGGGCCCGAGGAGGACUUUCUCAGCCUGGGGGCCGAAGCCUGCAACUUCAUGCAAGCCUCAGGCCGGAAAUUCAAGACCCCACCCCCAGUAGCUCCUAAGCCCCAGCAGUCAAAGGCCUCUGGUGGACUGGUGAAUGGCUCCUCCUCUGCCAACGACAUAGCCCAUUUGAAGGGGAAAGGGGCAGAGCUCUUUGCCAAGCGACAGAGCCGCAUGGACAAGUUUGUCGUGGAGUCUGCUCUCACACCGGCCCCAAAGGCCAGAACCCCAUCCCCGACCCCUUCCCUGCCUUCCUCCUGGAAGUACUCCCCCAACAUCCGCGCCCCACCCCCCAUCGGUUACAACCCACUUCUCUCUCCGUUUUAUCCCCUGGCAGCCAGCAGGUCGCAGGCUAGCAAGGCAGAGAGCAAAGUGAAAAAGGGGCCCAGCCAGAAAUCGGGGAUCAAGGCCAUCGACUUCAUGCGGCACCAGCCGUACCAGCUGAAGUCCGCCAUGUUCUGCUUCGGGGAUGUGGCAGGCUCUGACGUCCAGGCCUCCUCCGCAAGCCAGGCAGCCCAGCAGUCCAGCCUGUCUUUCACCCCGGCCAAGCAAGUGCCCGUGAAAACAGCCCGGACCUAUGAGAUCCGCCGCUUUUCCACACCUGCUCCAGCGCCGGCUUCCAGCAGCCUGGCCCCUACAGUGCUGGCCCCCCGCUCUGCCACCACCUUGGAUGAGCCUGUGUGGAGGACAGAAAUGACCUCCAUCUCUGCACCCGCUUCCCCAGGGCCCUUCCAGGUGGCUCCCCCACAGUAUCUAAGCUCCCCUGACCUCAGCCAGCCAGGCAGGGGGCCUUCCCCAAGCCGACCCUCCUCAUCCUCCAGUUUCCAGGUAGCGAGACCCAGGUUCUCAGCUGCGCAAACUGGGAUGCAGGCACACAUCUGGAGACCAGGUUCUGGUCACCAGUGAAAGAGAAAUAAUGCUUCCCCAUCCCCAUCAGUGGGCUUCUUCACACAUUGUGGUUUUUUAGGUGUACACCUAAGGGUUGGGGGGGGCGUACAUCUUCAAAUUUAAAGUGUAAAUGCAGCAGUUUAUCCUAAAAGUGCACCCACCAGAGAGCUACGAUUGGCUGCAGCUCACUGCUGAGUUCCCACUUUGUGGCAAACCCAGGUUUGCUGCCGUGUAGUAAUGUGUUGAGAUGGCCCACACGUGCAAGGCAGGCGUUUGGACAGAAUAGUUACCUUUAGCUCCUCCCCUCCCUUUUCUGUUUAAGUUGAGUUCCUGUAAAUUAGGACAAUGAAGCCAAAUGGGAGGCAAGCAGCCUCCUUUUCCGAAUCACUGAACUAUCCACUUUUUGGACUUGCGACGUUUCCAAGGGAUUUAACUGUGUGUGGCCGGAGCAAGAGAAAAGUAGCAACGAUAGAAGGGUUUGCCAUUCACGUAGCAGCAAGAUUCAUAACCGCCCUAGGAAAAGCAGUGCUGUGCAGCUGUAAGCAAGUGCAUUUUUAUCUCUGAGAACAGCUCCUCGCCUCACCAUCCGGAAGCCCCGUGUAGUGUGAACGUGGUGGUAAGGUGGAAGAGAAGCAGUCGCAGAGGCAUAGAUGGACCCUCCUAAUUGUCUCUCAACAUCUGCCUGCUAAAACCCACAAAUUCAAAGUUUUCAUCACUCUCUUCCAAACAGGAUUGUCUUGGAAGCCUUUUGUGAGUUCCUUGGGGAGGCAGCCAGUGAUGUAUUACAAGUUUCCGCUCAUGCUAGGUGUAAGAUACCUAGUCUUUGCCCUGCCUUAACUGAGAGCAAUGCUGUAGCACAGCCAAAGUUUUCCAAGGAAAUGCAAAUUGCUGUUAAUAUUUCUUAAAUUUGUAUACGGCCAUUCAUCUGAAGAUCCCAAGGUGGCUCACAACAGAAAAUCACUUUCUCUUUUGCAUUUACAGGAAAGGCUUGGCAUGCAUUUCCUCAGUAUCCCUGUGUUAUGUCUCUGUCUCCACAUUAGCAUUACAAAGCAAAUAUGGCGACUGCCAGGCAUGGCAUUUGCCUUGUAACAUGCCGUUCUCUCUUGAAAUGCCCCAAGACUAUGCCCCAGAAUCAUCUGCUUCUUCAACAGAUAAGUCAGAUAGAAAGUUUGAAAGCAACUGGUUGACACAGAUGUGUGUGCCAUUUGCUACGUAAUUAAAUGAGACAGGAGACACAAAUUCCUCAAAGUUUCCUGGUCCUCCUCUGAACAGCUGAACGAGAGGCUGUGCAGGACUGCAAGGGCUGAAAAGCAGCAUGAGAUGAGAAUUCGAGGUGGAAGAGGCACAGAGGCAGCAAGGCAGUCAAAUGACUACUUCUUUAUGGCAGUAGUGGGGUGAAGGUGUGUGAAAAUGCAGGGAAGAUCUUCUCUCCAUCUCUCUCUGCUUAGUAGCCAAUUUGCGUUGGUCAGAAACCGGACAGUGUUGUGUGUCGAAGCACCAGAGAAGGAGAACCCUUUCAGAAAAAUGAAAGGAAGACCAAGUGUGGAAUUUUGGAGUGCAAGGUUUGACAUUAAUCUCUUGCUAGAAUAGGACACUGUAAGUGGGAGGGAGGAAUAUGUGAGCAAGUGUGGGAGUGGUUUUCAGAGUCCACAGGGCAGAGUUUUAAGGCGUUCCUGUAUCUCAGAUGCUUGUUCCAAUGACUGACAAGCUAGCAACUGGAAAUUCAAGUCCAGGGCCAGUUUUUGUAGACUCUCCCAGGUCAAUGAAAGCUAGCAGGGGGAAAAGGGAUGGCUAGGAGUUGUAUAUCUACCAGUACUCAAAGCCAGGAAGGGAUAGAACAGGCAGCUUGCUGGAAGAACUGCCCUGGAUAUGCUUGGGGUGUCUUUUGCAUCCUCAGAAGCAGGUGGUGGCCAUACUAAAACCAAGAAAGUGGCGGGGGGGGGGGAGAGGAGAGAUGGCGUUAAUCAAUGUAAUAUCUUUAAUUUCUGUCAGCAUAACUUGAAGCUUCUGAGUUCGGCCUCUUUACCUAUUUGCAUGAGAAAAUAACUAUGUAAGAUAUGAAGCAAACCCAGCCCCUGUCCCCCAAAUAUUUAAUAUGAUGGUAGGGAGAUGCGUUUUAACAAAAUGCUGUACAGUGUAUAUCUGAUUCCCACACAAACUUGACCUUGCCUGGCUUAUCU